AGGAUGAGGGAGAUGACAUGCUGCUGGAGAGGUCCUCUGAGUUCUCGUGGUUUGGACACAUGUGGAGUCACGCGCAGCCGCACCAGCUGACGGUUGCCACCAUGCAAGCCGAGAUGAGACAGAACCGAGAUUUUGCGGUGGCGCACAACAUUAGUACGAACACCAACUACUCGGUGGCUCCACAUCACUCAGGCGUCUACCCGGUACACGAGCCGCUGUACGAGGCGUGGCGGAAGCUGCUCGGCAUCCAGGUAACGAGUACCGAGGAGUAUCCACACCUGAGACCCGUGCAGGCUCGCCGGGGCUUCAUCUACAAGGGCAUCAAGGUGUUGCCACGGCAACUGUGCGGUCUCUUCACGCACACGGUGUUCCUCGACCAGUAUCCCGGCGGCAAGCAGGUCCUCAUUAACAGCAUCCAAGGAGGAGAGCUGUUCCAGACGAUACUCAGCACUCCGGUGAGUAUCUUCAUGACUCACCUGUCUAACUAUGGCAACGACCGGCUGGCGCUCUACACGUUUGAGAGCGCGGUGAAGUUCACACAGUGCUGGACCAACCUCCAGCUGAAGACAGAGACACCACAAAUGAUGGCUGAACGCUACUUCAAGAUGUACCCGGAGGAGGAGGACCCCGUCUGGCAGAAUCCGUGCAACGACAAGCGGCACCGGGAUAUCUGGGCGCCGAACAAGACGUGCAAUCGUCUGCCGAACUUCCUUGUGAUUGGACCUCAGAAAACUGGCACGACUGCGCUGUACACAUUUCUGUCUAUGCACCCGUCUAUAAUGAGCAACUCUAACAGUGACUCGACGUUCGAAGAAGUGCAAUUUUUCAACGGCAACAACUACUACAGGGGAUUGGACUGGUACAUGAAUUUCUUUCCGAAGCCGGCGGCGGAUGCUGGUCCGAUAUACCUGUUUGAGAAAAGCGCUACCUACUUUGAGAGUGAGGUGGUGCCGGCGCGCGCACACGCGCUGCUUCCCAACGCAAAGAUCAUCACUCUGCUGCUGAGCCCUUCGAGGCGAGCAUACUCCUGGUACCAGCACCAGAGGGCGCACGGUGAUGCGGCGUCGCUGAACUAUUCGUUCUACGACGUGGCGCGGGCGAACGUGUCAAGUCCACGCGCGCUACGCUCCUUACAGCAUCGCUGCCUCAACCCGGGCCUGUACGCACGACACCUAGGCGACACCUAGAAACACUGGCUAGAACACUACUCACCCA
Priapulus caudatus is the source of this 1215-nucleotide messenger RNA. RefSeq names its product bifunctional heparan sulfate N-deacetylase/N-sulfotransferase-like. The transcript has 9 exons. Bases 18 to 1187 code for a protein of 389 amino acids. The record is from RefSeq and is a predicted model, not a curated record. Gene Ontology annotation, cellular component: Golgi apparatus. Gene Ontology annotation, molecular function: deacetylase activity; heparan sulfate N-sulfotransferase activity. NCBI's taxonomy places the organism in Eukaryota, Metazoa, Priapulida, Priapulimorpha, Priapulimorphida, Priapulidae.